AUCUCCCUCUCUUUGAUCAAUCGAGACUGGGAGCGUUGAAGAAUGGCUGCCAUUCCUGACAACAUCGGCAACAACCACAACCCUGCUCUUGAUCCAGAUACGGAUGCUCCGGACAAUCCGGGUCACGAGUUCGCCCAGUUCGGAGCCGGGUGCUUCUGGGGAGUGGAGCUGGCGUUUCAGCGAGUGGUCGGGGUGGUGAGGACGGAGGUUGGGUACUCCCAGGGUCACGUCCCGGAUCCUAACUACGAGCUGGUGUGCUCCGGAACCACCAACCACGUGGAGGUGGUGCGUGUCCAGUUCGACCCGGAAGUUUGCCCCUACACCAAUCUGCUCUCUCUCUUUUGGGCUCGCCACGAUCCCACAACCCUGGAUCGCCAGGGUGGUGAUGUGGGAUCACAAUAUCGAUCGGGAAUAUACUACUACAAUGAGACCCAGGCUCGUUUAGCCCAGGAAUCAAAGGAAGCUAAGCAGUUGGAGUUGAAGGAUAACAAGAUUGUGACAGAAAUUCUUCCAGCGAAGAGAUUUUACAGGGCGGAGGAGUAUCAUCAACAAUAUCUGGAAAAGGGAGGACGUGGAGGCUUAAAUCAGUCUGCUGAAAAGGGUUGCACUGACCCUAUCAGAUGCUACGGUUGACAAGUAAGUAUGAUGCUGUGAUUGGAACUCUGACAUAUGUUGGUGUUCUUGCUUGGAACCUCUUAAAAAGGUCAGUUAUGGUUAUUGUUAUGUGUAUAUUAUGCAUUGAAGGCAUUGUAGUUAUAUUAUCCUGUGUGUAAGUUGCAAUCGUUCUCUUGGAGUUUUUUUUUUUUUUUUUAAAUGGGUCAAUGGAUGACUACCAAUAAAGUAUUAUUUGAUAA
Molecule: messenger RNA, 854 nt
Organism: Alnus glutinosa
Lineage: Eukaryota; Viridiplantae; Streptophyta; Magnoliopsida; Fagales; Betulaceae
Product: peptide methionine sulfoxide reductase-like
Exons: 2
Coding region: 43-633 (196 amino acids)
Molecular function (GO): peptide-methionine (S)-S-oxide reductase activity
Source: RefSeq, a predicted model, not a curated record